Messenger RNA from Cylindrotheca closterium, 1959 nucleotides. The record is from the annotation of a GenBank genome assembly. Lineage: Eukaryota; Bacillariophyta; Bacillariophyceae; Bacillariales; Bacillariaceae.
AUGUCAAAAACAAUAUUGUUGAUAUUACUCGCGACUCUGCUUCAUUCUUGUGUUGCACGACCUGUCGUCCGAAGCAUCCGUUCGGCACACGAAUUCGAUCGUUUAUUGAAUAAACAUGCUACUGAAACUGGACUGCCAGUUGUUGUUGAUUUCUAUAGUGAUGGGUGCGGUCCAUGUCGCAUGAUGGCUCCUAUAUUUAAAAAGGUAGCAGCAGACUAUGUAGAUAAGGCUGUGUUUGUUAAGGUGGACACAAACGCCCAGUAUGAAUUGAGCUCGCGUUAUCAGAUUAGAUCGUUACCCACAUUUCAGUGGUUCAUUGGGGGUAAGAGAUCCGAUGAGGCCAAGGGUGGUAUUGGUGAAGGCCCGUUGCGGCAAAUGACGGAUAAGGCAAUAAGACAAGCGGAAAUCGAGAACGUUGAAUUGGAACUGAACCACUUGGUCUCUUAUUUUUCGGAAGUCAAUCCAGAAAAGACAGAGGCCGACGUAGAAAAUGUUUACAACAAAUGCGUCGAGAUGAACAAGGAGUCCAGCCGGUGCCAAGGAAGUGCAGCCAACAACCUCUUGCGAAAGCUGCGAAAGAAAUAUAAGAAGUCACCCAAAACAACUGCUCUCUUCAGCGCCAAAGAAAGACAAUCGAAGGAAUCACACGAUACGAAACCAACCCAAAAGUCGAAGGAUAAGCCCACUUCACGUGCAGGUCCAAACCUUCACCUAGCAACCAAAGAACAGUUGCGAGAAGAACUGGAAAAGAGAUUGGACGAAGAAAGAGAUGCCCAAGUAGAAAAUGAGACUGACGAAGACGAAGAAGCACUGGAUCAGCAUUAUAGUUGGGUACCAGGUCCCUUCCCUGAGCGUGUCACGAUUGUUGGAGGAGGACCUGCGGGACUUGCAGCAGCGGUGUACGCCGCACGCGCGGGAUUGAAACCUUUGGUCAUUGCUCCCAGUAUGGGCGGUCAGCUACAGGGAAAGGGAGUAGACGUUGAAAACUAUCCUGGGUUGCACAAUGUUACUGGUCCUGCAGUUAUCUCGGCAAUGAGAGAGCAGGCGGCGUUCUUUGGAACCGUCUUCGAGGAGGACAUGGUUCUGAAAAUCGACGCUUCUCAACGACCACUACGAGUUUUCACUAAUUCCACUGGAGCUAUUGAAACUCAUUCCAUUAUUGUUGCCACUGGUGCCGAUAGUAGAUGGCUCGGGAUUGAAGGGGAAUACGACCUUCGUGGUGGCGGAGUAAGCUCUUGCGCAACCUGUGACGGAUUCUUGUACUCUGGGAAACAUGUGGUGGUCGUGGGAGGUGGAGAUGCAGCUGCUGAAGAUGCUAUGCACUUGGCUCGUUUUGCGAAGGUGACGGUAGUUCACCGCCGCGAUUCCUUCAGAGCAUCCAAAGUCCUAGCAGACCGCGUUAAGAAUCAUCCUAAUAUCAAGAUCAAAUGGAAUACUGUUGUCGACAAGAUUGUUGGGAAGGCCAUUGAUCAAAAUGAGGGCGAGGACGUUGAACUUGCCAAGGUUGUGACUGGUGCUCUUUUGCGAAACGUGGAAUCACAGGAGUUGGACGAAAUCAGCUGUGAUGCAGUUUUCAUCGCGAUUGGCCACACCCCAAACACUGGCUUUUUGCAAGGUGUCGUCGAGUUCGAUCCCGAACACGACGGAUACGUCAAGACUGUUGGUCCGAGUACAAAGACAUCUGUAGCGGGGAUAUUUGCGGCUGGAGAUGUAUCCGAUGCUGUCUACCGACAAGCGAUUACUUCAGCAGGGAGUGGAGCUGCUGCAGCAUUGGAUGCAGAGCGUUGGUUGAGUGAAGAGGGACUUGGAAACGAAGCUGCUGAGUUCGAGGCUGAGCUCUUGGCCGAAAUUAUGGACAAUUCCAGUGAUCAUGCCGAAGCUGCAAGUGGCUAUAACGCGUACGAGGAUGCAGGAGGUCGAAUGAGUGGAAUGAAAGAAACUGUCACUUCUGAGUUAUAA